Staurois parvus is the source of this 738-nucleotide messenger RNA. NCBI's taxonomy places the organism in Eukaryota, Metazoa, Chordata, Amphibia, Anura, Ranidae. The record is from the annotation of a GenBank genome assembly.
AUGGCUCAUUUACAUAGAAAUGCACGCCGUCUGCUGGGCUGCGAAGGAAUAUCGGGUUUGAGUCUGCUUCACUCGGCAGCAGGUAAAAAGCUGGGGAUGUUGAGUGCCAGCCUGUCACGUACCAUAGGGAGUGAUGAAGGAGAAGAUGAUACUGAUGAUGAUGUAGAAGAAAUAACUGAAAUUUCAGACACAGAGGAGACGGAGCCGCAUAAAGAAACAUCAAAGCCAAUAAUUAUAAGAGAUCAGCCUACUUUGGUUUCCAAAGCUAGCAAAAGCCACAAGAAGAUGGUCUUAGCAGAGGAGAACAGUCCAUAUUCACUACAUAUACCCAAGAAUUUCAUCUGCGAACACUGCUAUGGGGCCUUCAGGAGCAGCUACCAUCUUAAGAGGCAUUUGUACAUCCAUACAGGAGAGCGCCCAUAUGAGUGUGACAUGUGUGAUAUGAAGUUUAUUCAGAAGUAUCAUCUGGACAGACAUAAACGGGUCCACAGUGGAGAAAAACCGUACCAAUGUGAGCGAUGCCAGCAGGCCUUUUCAAGGACGGACAGACUUCUGAAACAUAAGAGGAUGUGUCAAGGAUGCCACACCAACAUUGCCGAGACAGAAAAUCCUAAGCCUGUGGGAGGAACUUGGCCCUUGAAGACUGAGUUGGACAACACUAAUAUAAGGUAUUUUUUUGAAUGGCGAUGGGUUUCUUUUUUGUUAGCUAAGUUUGCCCUUUUCUUGAAUAUUCAUUGA